AUGGCCACCAUCGAGCCACGCCUGAUACACUUGCUGAACGGCGAUAAUAAGGGCGGUUACCUGCCUCCGAAUGCGCUGCCGCCCCUGCAUUCCCUCCCGUACUCGAAGUCCGUUUCCCUUCCGUCUUUGGGCCUCGAGCUAGACAAGCGCGCCGAACAGCUACCCUCGAAGCUCCCCUCGACCUCCGUCGCCUCCCACCAGAUCCCCUCUUUCGCAUCUUUCGUCGGCGACGACACACCUCGCAGACCUACGACGGUCCCGUUGGCCCCAGGUCCAACUCACGAAUACGAUGGCUCGGCCCGUAUCAAGAGUGCUAGUAACUCCAUCCGCGCCCUUCUAGGGGACUCCAGUCAUGUCGAACCGUCCCACUCGCUGCGUCUGAUCCUCGCCGACGAGGCUGCUGCCCCCUCCGAACUCCCUCUCGAAGAUGCGUCCACGAAAAAGCGACACCGGGCCAUGACGGUCAAGGAGGACUUUGUUCAGCUGCCACAGCCCCUCAAAAAGCAAAAGUCGGCCCAGCAGGUCAUGCCGCCCAUCAUCAACGGCCUCCACGAACCUCCUCCCAACGCCUCCUUCUUCCCGCCCAUCUCCUCUGUAGACUUUGGCGCCCAAGAUUCCUUGAGCCUCAACCCACUCAAAGAAUUCACCGGCGCACCCGAUGAGCGAGCUGCUCCUGCGACCCCGACCGAUGACAAGCCAACCGCGAGCGUGAAGACGAGGCGGAGGACGAAGCCAAGGCGAAAGUGGACCGAGCUCGAGACGAACCAUCUCCUGCUCGGCGUCAGCAGGCACGGAGUCGGCAAAUGGACCAGCAUCCUGGAGGACCCGGAUUUUCAUUUUGUUGACCGCACCGCCGGAGACCUCAAGGACCGCUUCCGGACUUGUUGCCCCGACGAACUCAGGGGCAGCAAUGGCAGUAUCGGUGUCAAGGCCACUGCAUACAAGGGAAACAACUCCGACAAGUCUACUGCCGUUGGUUCGUCAUCGGAUCCAUCGGCCGCUGGCGCUUGCGACGCGAACCCCAACGCCAAGAGGACGUUAAACCUGGAAAACUUGCUUGUCGGUGAUGAGGAGCCCGACUGCAACGCCGCGUCGCCCAACUGGUUCAUGCCCGAGGCCGACGCGGCGCCCAAGCCUCGCAAAAGCCGCGCCCACCGGAAGAAGCUUGAGGACCUGGUCGAGUUGGGCAUCCGCGGACCCUUCAAAAAGUCGCACCGUCGCGAGCGCAGACCCUUUACGGAGCAGGACGACCAAGAGAUUCUGCAGGGCAUCCGCCAGUACGGCCCCGCAUGGACGAGGAUCCAGAGGGACGAGAAUUUCAACCUGUCGAGCCGUCAACCGACCGACCUCCGGGACCGCGUCCGGAACAAAUAUCCCGACAUCUAUGCCAAGAUCGAAAAGGCCGGCAUCCAGAUCAAGGAGCCCAGCCGUGCCGUCGGUGUUCUGGAACCCACGGUGAAUAUGACAAUCGAGAACUCGCUGGACCCCCAGUUGAACCGUACCUCUUCCAAGGACAGCAUCCAAAGGUGGACCCUCGACCCUGUGGCCGAGACAUCCGCCUCGUCCCAUCAGCAUGUCUUUGACGUCAACGACCACCCCGCCUCUGCAUAUCAAGGCAAUGUUGGGGAGAUGGACAUCUCACGUCUUCUUCUGUCCGAUGCCCAACAGCGGGUUAGAAUACCGGGCGAGCCGCAAUGGCGUGGAUCCUAA
Messenger RNA from Gaeumannomyces tritici R3-111a-1, 1710 nucleotides. RefSeq lists its product as hypothetical. NCBI's taxonomy places the organism in Eukaryota, Fungi, Ascomycota, Sordariomycetes, Magnaporthales, Magnaporthaceae. Bases 1 to 1710 code for a protein of 569 amino acids. The record is from RefSeq and is a predicted model, not a curated record. The transcript has 2 exons.